Hippocampus zosterae (dwarf seahorse) is the source of this 4075-nucleotide messenger RNA. Its product is annotated as regulator of G-protein signaling 22. Gene Ontology annotation, molecular function: G-protein alpha-subunit binding. Lineage: Eukaryota; Metazoa; Chordata; Actinopteri; Syngnathiformes; Syngnathidae. Gene Ontology annotation, biological process: regulation of signal transduction. The coding region runs from base 369 to 4028 and encodes 1219 amino acids. The record is from RefSeq and is a predicted model, not a curated record. The transcript is spliced from 22 exons.
AAAUGUCUGGUGACAUCUAGUGGUCAUCAACGUCAGUGUAAUUUCCACCCCCUCAUUUCCUGAUUGAACUACUUCAGGAUAAAUAAUGCAAUACUUUAGGGAAGGGGGCUCGACUAAAAAGGACACAGGAUAAAAAAAAUCCUGCCUUAAUAUGAUGUGGAUGGGUUUAUAAACCCCGUAACGAGAUUAAACACUUUCUCUCCUCUGGUCUUUGGUUAAACUUUUAUCACCAACCAAACCACCCACCACCCAUUGUGAAUGUGAGUCCACUUCCAUAGCAACCUACAGUGUGGAGUUACAUAAAGCUCUGUGACUUGGUUCUCCAGAAGUCUUGCAUAAGGAAUUUCAAACAAUUUUAAGCACUAGCCAUGCAUGGUGAAAUUUCAACAGAGUCUCCUCAGCUUACUGUUAACAAUUUUGAGACCUUCCUGACCUCCGAUCAUCUGUUUGUUCACUUGUUGAAUACAUUUUUAAGUCUGCCGUGUUUCCCACAAGCCUUGCUGUACAAUCAGGAGACGGAUCAGUUUGAGGUGCCGAGCAACGCUGCAGAGUUCACCAUCAACAAAAUCAAAUUAGCACUAGAACACAGCAAAUCACAGCCCCUUUCUCAGGAUGUCAAAGCUCUGGCCAAAACUCCUUUCGUGGACAACUGUUAUACUGUCUCAUGUCUGGACAGAGAACAGGGUGUUCAGUGGAUCAUAAAGGAAAGAUUGACUUUUUUCCUUCAAAGUAGCUUCUACCACGAGUACAGGUACUCAAUCAUUCAUUCACCAAUCAUUGGAUUCUCUCAUUUAUGUGUGUACUAUGUUUUUGUGUGUAUGCCGUUUCAUCUGAUGUUUUGUAGACUAUCAAAGGUGUUGUUUCAGUGGGCACGAAACACAAACAUCCACAGGAAAGGAGGCAACUGUCGUCUCAAAACGGCCAUGCUUGGUGACAGAGGAAAUGGCAAAGCUCACAAGAACAAAUCAUCCAAACAAGGUUAUGUGAAAAUACAUCAGCCACUAUGUACAUCUUCUGGCCAUUGCAAACAACUCCACAAAGAUGUCAUUGAAUCAUCCCGAAUUUCUUCCAAGUGUUCCAAGCCGUCCACCACUUCCUCCAUGUCCUCCGCUUCCUUUCCAUCAAACCUGAACGGCGCUGACAUCAACAUCCGAGAGGCAACAGCUACAUCUCAAGAGAAGCAACGGUGUAAAGAGGCUUCAGAGCUGUAUUUGCGAGACCUGGCUGCCCAAAUGGUUCAGCAGGUGGUUGACGAUGCUGUCUUCAUUUUGACUGCAUGGAGCGAGGACAAAACAGAUGACCUCACAAGCAGUACCAGCAAAGAUAAAAAAUGCAAGUGUAUAUCUUGCCAAUGUCCACUUGAUGAGAAAAUUAAAGAACCGUGUGAAGAAUGCCAAAAAUGGAGUCGGGGCAUUGAAAUACUUGAUGGGGAUGAGAGCAAAAUGUCUGAGGCGAGUUCAAAUUUGGAAACGCCCCUGGGUGUUUGCUGCCAUGGUACCUGUCACCUAGGCAACCAAACAGGCAUGGAUGACUUUAAGAGGUUUUUGUGUGGCACAUCAGGAGGCAAGUUGUUCAAUUUCUGGAUGGACAUCGAGAGACUGAAAACUGUAACCAGUGACAGGGAGAACAGCUUUUUGGCUUUAAUGAGGAGCCGCUACCUGCUAAGCAGCAGUCAGAACAGUCUGCACUUGCAGCUCCUCUGCAGGUUGGGGCUGACUACCUCCCCCUGCUGGUCAAAGGCGAGACUGUGCUCCAUCCAGCCCAACAUCAUGGAGUCAAUCGCCUCUUACUGGGUUCCUCGUUACUGGACAUCCCAGCAUGUCCAAGUAGACCUUGAUUAUUCUGACAUGCAGCCGUGCAGAGAGUGGUAUGCUUGCCCUCAUUUGACCUCCAUGACCCCUCGUUCCUUUUAUCUCGAACCCUGGCUUCCGGAUCGCUACCAUCCACGGUCUCCACAUAGAGACGUUAACUUUACAAUGAAUCACUUUUAUGAGCAGUCUCACCCAAGCAGAAGUCAAUCACGAGGCCGCGCAAGACCGGAUCAUGUUUUGCAAGCGCUAUUUGCCGACCCUUAUGCUGGCUCAUACUUCGCUCAUUUCUGUGAACAGUCUGGAAAUCAGGUAGAAUUUAUAAUCUGGGCUGACACCCCAAAGAGUGGAUUGCUACACGUUUACAUAUCACCUUUAUUUGAAUCCUACCAAUCUCCCAUGUCUGUUUGUGAGCAAUAUUUCUUUUGCUCCUUUAAUUGCUUCCUCAAGUUAUGGGAGAAUGCAAUUCAUUUUUGGACUGACCUCCAGCAUUAUCAUGAGCUCUUCUACCAGGACGGAUUGGAUCCCUACAGAGUGCAGAGAGUAGCUCAGCUUCUCUACGCCACAUACCUUCAUAGCUCUGCCAGCAGGAGCGUGGGCAUGAAGGAGGAGAUCAAGGAGGAGGUGUACAACCAGCUGAUGCCUGCCUUUGAGGAGCUCUUUGAUAAGGUUGAGGACGGCAUCUUGAACAUCCUCAUGGAGGCUUGGACAGUGCUUGUUGACCGGGACAAAAAAUCCUUCCUGCAGGUAUGUUUGUACGAGGAUGUACGCUGUGUCAACACUUGGCGCUCUGAAGUGCUCCAGGGCUUGUAUGCAGCAUCGAAACAAAAUAUCAACCAGGUGCAGCAGUGUAUGACAUCUCCAUCGAAGACUUCAUCCAGGCUCUUCUGUCAGGGCCAUCGGGCCUUUGACUCUUGGUCCAAUGUGCCACCACAAUACCGAGGUUACGGCUUAGGCUCCUUAUUUCGCCACCAUCAUGCGAUUUGGCACUUUAUGUCAUUCCUCCGAAAUAAAGAUGCCAGUAUCCACCUAGAAUGCUGGAUGGACCUGGAGCAGUACAGGAGAACUCCUCAGAAGAACAGGGCAUUGAAACAGGGUCGAUCAUCUCGUAUUACAAAAAAAUAUCUCAACGGAAACUAUUUCUUCAGCUCACACAGUCCUGCCACUGAAGAACAGCAGAAUAACAUAUUGCACCUGGCAGGUGGACUGGGGCUUCUGAAACUCGAGUGUCUCUCAGAGCCAGUUACUGUGGAGAUCCAGGACAUCAUCAGAUGUCACAUUGAGAAAAAAUGGCUGCCUCAGUUUCUGGUCUCAGCAGAGUUCCUCGAGCGACGGAGACACAAACCGAAGAACAAGUCUCGACGACAAAAGACAAGAGACGAAGGCUGGAAGACUCAGGACUUAUGGAUAAGUUCCUCCAAGGAGAUCCUUCGUUUUCGACGGCUUCUUCUCGACCCAGCCUCCUGUUUGCACUUCCAGCACUUUGUUGCGCCGAAGGGUGACUUCCUGGAGAAUGAUGUGCUCUUUUGGCUGGAGGUGCAGAGGUACAAGGACCUAUGUCAUUCUCAUAGUGACGAGGCCACAGUUCAGCAGAAGAUCUCCACAAUCAUCAAGUGUUUCAUCAACUCAUCCACACCUCCAGCCCUGCAGAUAGACAUUCCUCUGGAACAGGCGCAGCACAUUAUGCAGAACCGCCACCAACUGGGCCCUUAUGUCUUCAGAGAGGCACAGAUGUCGGUGUUCAGUGAAUUGCUCAGGUUUUGGCCCAAGUUUCAAGAGUUGAGGAGCAGUGUACAUGAAGGUCGGUUACUGGAAAUGCUUCAGGGCGAAGGAGUUAAACACAAAGCCAGAGUGCGGAGACGAAAGAGGAAGGAGGAGGAAGAAAACGAGAGGAGAGCUCAGGAAGAUUCAAGACGGCCAGUUUACAAUUUAAGUGAGGAUGAAUAUGAUGAGGCAGUAGAAAAAAGAAGAGGUGAAAAUAGAGCGUCAAAGACGCCGAGUGGCCUGAUGCCGUAUGCUCCAAAGCCAUUGUCGUGGUCUUACUCCAAAUACAUGACAGCCCUGAAGAGAGACAAGGCGCUGCCAAAGAGACAAAGUCAGAAAGAAGCAUCAUUAUCUACAAACUCAGCAGUAUCCUCUGACGGCAGUGUGAGAUCAACAGGAGAUAAGCAUGACUGCCAGCAGUCCUCACGGCGCUUCUCGAAAUCACACACGAAAUAAUGCCAAUGAUGUGACAGGAAGCACAAAUCUCAUUUUUCAAACAUGGG